This is a messenger RNA of Alosa alosa (allis shad), 3007 nucleotides long. RefSeq names its product outer dense fiber protein 2-like. NCBI's taxonomy places the organism in Eukaryota, Metazoa, Chordata, Actinopteri, Clupeiformes, Clupeidae. Gene Ontology annotation, cellular component: centrosome. Gene Ontology annotation, biological process: regulation of cilium assembly. The record is from RefSeq and is a predicted model, not a curated record.
CGAAGCAAGCGUGGCUUGGGACGCAACAGGAGCAAUCAAAUCAGUCGUUAGUAAACAUUGCAGCUACAGUAUGCUACGUUAGCUAAAUGAAUACUGUUUUUCAGAUAACUGUCGGAUUUUUCCGUGAAUACGGAUUAAGAAUGUCUCGUACGUUUAUUUAGUUAGUAAUGUUAGCGUGAAACGAAUCCAAAAAGUAAUGAACAAAGCUGACGAAGUCUUCUGUAGACGACCCGUGAUAACUUGGUUCGCUAACGUUGGUUAGCAAUCACGGCUUCAAAGCUAUCUAUUACUGUCUAUGCUUCAAAGGCAAGCUAAUAAUAUAAUGCAGAUAGCGGAACUUAUCCUAACACGGUAGCUAUAACGGUAAAGCUUACGGGUGAGGUCAGUUAGAUCGAUGAAUCUGUGCUUGAUUCAGUCGAUACGUAAAUUUGCUGUUGAAAACGUGCUGCAUUAGCACGUCGGUUAAAACAGUGAUCCUUUCAUGCGAUACUAACGUUACAGAGUUGCCAGUAUAAAAAAAAAAACAGGGAUGAAGACACGUUCCCACUCGCCACCCAUUCACGUCCAUGUUCCCGAAUCGACCGCCUUGCAUGUUCACCUGAAGAGGGGUCAAAGUUGCACUGCCUCCCAGUUGGUCCAGAAUGAAAGGCCGGGGAUUCUACGGGCCACUGCUAAGGUAAGGGCCAAGGUUCCCUGGAUACCGCCCGGGAAGAGCACCGCCCCUCGGGAUCAGUACAAGUGGGAGGGUUCUUCCCACUGUUUGGAGAUCACUCCUGUUCCCCAGUCCGACGCAGGCUCCUCUCCGCUGAAGCUAGCCGACCUGUCCAGAGAUGACCAAGGGGAGGAGGGGCGAUGUGACAGCAGGAGCAAAUAUGACCGGAGGGCGGACUCGCUCAUGUCAGAGGGUGAUCCACUGAUGAGAAAGGUGAAGCUGCAGGAGAAGAGGCAUCUCUUGGAGCGCCAGUCGGAGCACCUGGACACCUGUCAGCGCCUGAUCGGCGUGCAGGAGGAGCAACUGGCCGAGGCCAGUAAGGAGCUGCAGGAGUCCAGGAGGGCCAACACAGACCUGAGGCGCUCCCUGGAGCAGAUGCAGGAGGACGCAGCACACAGCAGGGCCGAGGGUGGAGCGCAGGGAAGGGCUGGGCAGGGUGACAUCGACGUCCUGCUCAGGACCCUGGUGGAGGCCGAGAUCGACGGAGAGGCAGCGGCCAAGCAGGUGGCAGCUCUGCGGGAUCUGGUCAGUCAGCUGAAGCAGGAGAAGAAGCUGUCCAGGCCAGACGCCGCCCUGCUGGGAAAGCAGCACGAGGUGCUGGUCAAGAAGCUGGAGGCGUUCGAGAACACCAACCGCGCCCUCCGGCAACUCCUACGUGAUCAGCAUGGCCGAGAGACGGACGCGAUGCGGGAGAUGGAUGAGAGGGAGGUGCUCCUGAAGAGACUGGCUGAGUCUGAAGCUGAGAAGAUGAGGCUGGAGGCUAAACUCAGCACCAAGAUGAGAGAGGCCAUUCAGAAAGCAGAAAACCUGGAAGGGGAGAAGGACCUUGCUAAAAGCUCCAGAUACCUGUCCAAGGCUCUGGAGACGACCCACGGCCACCUGCAGAAGCAGCUACGCAAGAAGGAGGCCGAGAACAACCAGCUGGGAGCACAGAUUGAGGCGAUGGAGGCCACCCUGCAGCAGCAGCGGGCAGAGAUGCAGGCUCUCCAGGAGCAGAUCCGGGAGCUACAGCGCCACCAAGAGGUGGACCAGGAAGCGUUGCGCCAGGCCGGCCAAUCACAGAGGCAGAGGGCGGAGCAGAGUGAGGGCCAUGCCUCCCGGCUCGCCACCCAGCUGCAGGAGACGGAGGCCCAGCUGGCCGACGCCCUGUCCAGCGCAGAGGAGCUGCGCUCACGCCACACCAAGGAGCUCAGGGAGAGGAAGCAGCAGGACCUGGAGCUCAUCGCCCUCAAGACCCGUGUGACUGAGCUGACAGACGAGCUGCAGACAGCUGGGGAUAAGUUCCGUCUGGAGAAGGAGGGCCUACUGGACCGCCUCCAUCGCCUUACAUCUGAGUCCUCCUCCACCCGCCUGGAAAACCAGAGACUCAGGACCACCCUCUCUGGGACGGAGGACAGGCUCAGUGCGUCGCAGUCCGAGCUCCAACAGCUGAAGAGCACCAUCAGGGACUUUGAGAACCUAGUGGACGGCUACAAGACUCAGGUGCAGAAGACGCGUGAGGAGUCGGAGGAGUAUCAGGCGAGGCUGGAGGCGCGUGAGCGGGAGGUGCGGGGGUUGCGUGCGGAGGGCGAGCGGGAGGUGGAGGGGGUGCGGAGGCGCGUGCGGGAGCUGGAGCCCCUCGGGGAGGCGCUGCGGAGGAGCGAGGAGCAGCUGAAGGAGGCGCAAGAGCAGGAGGAGAGCCACCGCAGGAGGAGCGCAGAGCAGAGCGAAGCACUGAGGGAGAUCAGACUCAAGGUGGAGCAGCAGAGCGGCCGCAUAGAGACGCUGCAGGAGAAGAACCUGCUGCUGCUGGAGGAGAACAAACACCUGAGGCGCUCUGUGGACACUAUGGACAGGCGCCUGCAGGAGGCCAACAGGCAGAGUGGGGAGCUGCUGGAGACGCUGUCCAAGCGUGACGAGAGGGUGAGGAGCUCACAGCAGAAUCUGGAGGAGAAGAGAAUGGGAAGACGAGCUCCUCUGCAGGCUGGAGGAGAAGCGGGGGAGAGCACAGACAGGGUUGAGCAGAGCCUGGACCGUGCGUUGACCAAAGAGCGGACGGUGCAGGCCAAAGCCCUGGACCUGGAGACCCAGCUGAACGUGGCCAAGUCUGAGAUGAACCAGCUACGCCGCUGCAAGGACGAGAUGGAGCGUCGUAUGCAGGGCCGCCUGGAGGAGCUGAAGAAGAAGCUGGAGGAGUCGGACAGCACCAACCGCAGCCUGCAGAGCUACGUCCACUACCUCAAGGCCUCCUACACCAACGUGUUCGGAGACUCCCCCUGGACCAACCACCGCACUUUAUGUGACCGAUCACGAUGA